Molecule: messenger RNA, 2359 nt
Organism: Psammomys obesus (fat sand rat)
Lineage: Eukaryota; Metazoa; Chordata; Mammalia; Rodentia; Muridae
Gene: Eif4e3
Product: eukaryotic translation initiation factor 4E family member 3
Exons: 7
Coding region: 53-676 (207 amino acids)
Biological process (GO): translational initiation
Cellular component (GO): eukaryotic translation initiation factor 4F complex
Molecular function (GO): translation initiation factor activity; RNA 7-methylguanosine cap binding
Source: RefSeq, a predicted model, not a curated record
GAGACUAGUAAGCUCUCGGGUCCGCGCGUCCGCGGCCUGGCCGGCGGAGAACAUGGCGCUGCCCCCGGCCGCCGCGCCCCCCGAGACUGGCGAGCCUCUGGGCCUGCCGCUGUCGGCGCUGCGGCCGGAACCGGGUGGUGUCCCCCUGCACUCGCCCUGGACCUUCUGGCUGGACAGAUCACUCCCUGGUGCCACAGCAGCUGAGUGCGCCUCGAAUCUGAAGAAAAUCUACACAGUGCAAACAGUACAGGUAUUCUGGAGUGUGUACAAUAACAUCCCUCCCGUGACCAGCCUGCCUUUGAGAUGCAGUUAUCACUUAAUGAGAGGAGAGAGACGACCGCUUUGGGAGGAAGAGAGUAAUGCAAAGGGUGGCGUGUGGAAGAUGAAAGUUCCCAAGGACUGCACGUCCACAGUUUGGAAAGAACUGUUGUUAGCGACCAUUGGGGAGCAAUUCACAGACUGUGCGGCAGCAGAUGACGAAGUCAUAGGAGUCAGCGUGAGCGUUCGGGACCGAGAGGAUGUCAUUCAGGUCUGGAAUGUCGACGCCUCGUUAGUGGGCGAAGCUACCGUGAUAGAGAAGAUCCAUGAACUCCUGCCCCACAUAUCUUUUAAAGCAGUGUUUUAUAAACCCCAUGAAGAGCAUCAUGCUUUUGAAGGUGGACGUGGAAAACACUAAUUGCACUCUGUAAAGAAUUCUUUGUCCUUUGCUGAUUGGUUUUGGAAACGGUCUUAACAGGAGGGAGAGUGAAGAGGAGACUUGCCGAAGCCCGAUGCUGGUCCUUUUAGAGUGGGUUUCUGUCCUUGCAGACCGGGCGAUUAGGACUCAAAAGUGGCAGGUGGGGAUGGGGGAGAGCUUGUGGGUUUCUGCCAUCAUAUCACUUGCUUUAAAAGAAAAAAAGAAAAGAGAGAAAGAAAAAGAAAACUAAUUUUUUUUUGAAGCUUUCUAAAUUCUCUGUUCUUUGCACUCUUCCCCCUCCCCACAAGAUUUUGUAUUCAGGGUAAUUAUUGUUUUCUGCACACCCUUUCACUGAGGCAUAAGAAUUGGGUUUCCCCUUCAGUAGCUCUACUGUACCUUGUUAAAGAACAUCUACAUAAUCGCCACAGGACUGCCUGUGAAGCCACAGGGCACUGGGAGGAAGCCUAGCCUAGCAAAACCCCCUUUCUGAUAAAUUGUUGUGACACUUUCCUGCACACUGUGAGCCGGGCAUUGUUUCCUUUGUGUGUGUGUCCGUAGAAAGCACACUCACUGACAGCACACAAAUCUUAAAACCCCUUUAAAAAGCAGUGUAAGGAAAAGAAAUUGUUGGUUUGCCUAACAUGAAAACUUUAAUCACAAUUGAGUGUCAGGCCCAAAAUCAAACUGUGUAAGAAUUUCUGACCAGAAUCCCAAUCUGGCCUUUUCAACAAAAGCCCCAUGAUUUGUCCUGAGAGGAAACCUUAUAUUUCUGAUGCAUAGAGGAGGCAAUGUUUAUUACUUGUAUGGCAUGGAGCUUCUUCCAUGUUUACCCACUUUGGAUUCUCCAAAUUAAUUCUCACAUCUUUUGUUAAGUGAGCCCUGUCUCCUGCCUUGCAUCCUCUCUGAAGAUGGAUGGUCUUCCAGCCUAGGCAUCUUUUCCCUUCGUUCGCAUUGCACACUGUUGCCAGAAGCACGCAGGCACUCAUACCAUUGAACUUGAGUGCGUCUCAGUCCUGCUUACCUGUGUUAUUAGAUACUGGAGUAUACCACCAAAAUAACAUGGUUUCGUUGGAAGAAAACCUUCCAGAGCGUCACAUCUACUCCCAAGUGCUCCAAUUCCCCUCUCAACUUUGCCCCACAUCCUGGUAAUUUUCAUUGAGUAGGGUCCUCCCUCGUGUGGACUUGGCUUUAGAGUCACAGGACCCAGGCAGCCUCUGUACUUCUCAGAAGGGUGGGUUUUUAAUUCCCCUUGCACUGUGGGAAGGAGAGAUGGGGCUGCUCCAAGCUUUCCACAUGCAUUUGUAAACAAAAUUCCCCAUUCAGAGAUUUUAAAUGGCUCCCAGGAGCACCUGUUUAUAAAAGUCGUGGCCUCCACUUGCAUUGCUAAACACUCAACCAAAAUAAUUAGCUGUCAGAGUUUGAGAGGUACUUCUUUUCUGAACUUUAAGUCCCUCAACAGUUUCACUCCUCAGGGUAUUGGAUCCUUAUCGAAAGAUCCCAGGACAUGUUUGUCUAAAUAACCUGCAUCUCUCUGAACAGUUUCUAAACUUGUUUUAAAAUUAUAACUCAAGGAUUUAAAACUUAUUCUGGACAUGAAAUUCCUUUUUAUAAUAUAAGUAUUUUUCUGGUAGAUUAGCAAAAAGGAUAUAAUUGACUUUAUUAUUAUAAUUGUCAUAUAUAUAA